AUGGAGUCUCUUGUAAUAAACCUUCUUCUAUUAUUAUUCUUAACGCCAUGCUAUAUAGCUUUUUCGUCAUCAUCAUCAUCAUCAAAAAAUGGCCAGUUUCAUUAUACACAUAACAAACAACAAUUGAAUACGUUAUAUAACAAACCAAUACAAUCCAUCCAAGAAUAUAGUCGUCCAUUACAAAUGCCGGGUGGUAACUUUUUAAAUAAGUUGGGUAUUAAUCAUCGGGGACAAGUAGCUACUUAUGAAGAUGGUCAACGAUUUUUGGUACAUAAAGGAAAAAAUUUUGGAAAAAAUUCACAAACAGUAACUGUUGACGCACGAUAUAUGUCAAACAAUUGGUCACCACGUGGAUCACCUGUAAAUGUUCAUCAUGAAAAGUCUGUGAAUUUAGGUGAUUUAGUCAAGAGUGGUGGUGCCCAUUAUAGUCCUAUCUGCGAUAAUUGCAUACACGGCUCACAACGAAUGCAAGAACGCUUUCGAAACGGAAAAUAA
Molecule: messenger RNA, 495 nt
Organism: Rotaria socialis
Lineage: Eukaryota; Metazoa; Rotifera; Eurotatoria; Philodinida; Philodinidae
Source: the annotation of a GenBank genome assembly